Messenger RNA from Oldenlandia corymbosa var. corymbosa, 1326 nucleotides. The record is from the annotation of a GenBank genome assembly. Lineage: Eukaryota; Viridiplantae; Streptophyta; Magnoliopsida; Gentianales; Rubiaceae.
AUGUCUCUGGAUAGUUCCACAACUCACAGUGCAAUGAUGACACAUAAUCCUGUAGUUCAAAAUGCAAUGGUGGCUCAUAAAACUGGCUUCAACGCUAGUUCAAGUUCAAAAGGAGGAUACAACAAUACGGGAAAUCAUGCUGGUUCUAGAAACAGUCCUAGUAACAUUGGAAAGGAGAAUGAACUAAGGAGAGACAAGGCUGUGAAGAAGCUGCUUAAAUGUGACUAUUGUGGCAUAAAUGGUCAUCUGAGAGAGGGGUGUUUCAAGCUUAUAGGGUAUCCUGAUUGGUUCAAGGAAUUGAAGGAACAAAGGUCAUUCCAACCAGGAAGAAUCUCAGCACAUCUGGUUGAAACUGAUCUAGAGACUAAAAGUGACAAGAAAGAAACUGGUGAACUAAUGGGCAUGAUGAACAACAUAAAAAGGAUGGAGCAGGAGCUUAGCAGGAUGCUUAAAGGGAAAGGAAUAGACAGAGAACACAUCAACUUUGCUCACUUCUCGGAUUUCGCAGGGGAUCCCAUUCCCGAGACCAUUCCGGUAACAAAGCGGCACCCAGAGUGGUUCAGGCCACUCGAGGCUUCGCUAGAGAAGAAGGACACUGUCGAGGACACCGAUGGGUCGUCGACAUACACUGCUGCCGCCGCCAUAUAUCAUUUUGGGGACACGAGGAUCGAGUUUCCCAUUAUCGAAGAAGUCGCAGCGACCUUAACGGAAGAGGAGUCGCUGAAAAUGUUGACUACUGCGAUGGCCAGCAUCCUUAUACGAGAGAAAGCAUUGAAGCAAGAGAUUGCCAGCUUGCAAAUCGAGAAGGGGCUCCUCGAGCAAGAGAAGCUAUCGAGCGAGGAGUCGAGGAAGGAGGAGCAGGCCCUGAGGCUUGCUAGGGAGCAGGAGCUGGCCAAGGUUCAGGCCAUGUAUAAGGAGAUCGAGGCCAAAGUGACAGAAUAUAGGGAGACUCAUGUUCCCAGAUCAGAUUUGCAGGCAUGGAUGAUCACUUUUUGGGCAAGAAUGGUGCCCACUGGUGGGUUGGCGAGCAUCCUGCUGAGCAUCAGCAAUGAUGCCAAGGCAUUGGGGGGACAUGGUGUAGCCGUAGCCGCUCUUGAAAGGAUGGAGAGCGGAAGGACUAUUAAUGCUGGAUGGCUUCAGCAAUUUAUAAGGCCGCAUCCUAAGAAAACUCUCCAUGAACCCAUUAAGAAUGGAUUGCAACAACUUUCCGAUGGCCAACUCCCCCUGUUUGGGCCAUUAUACAGUGCCGUUGCGCAGAUGGGGUCAUCGUCGGAGAUCGCCUCCUUCGAGGGAGAUGCCCUUAAGAUGCUCCCUGAUGAUGCUUGA